AAUUUGCUAAAUUCUAAAAUGUAAAUAUUAAAAAAAAACUAUGCCUAUUUAUUUAACUGAAAUACAUUCUCUUAUAGACUCAUAAAUAAUGAUGUGCUGUGAUCAAGUUUGACAAACAUGAAAUGGAUGAAGUCAAAGAUUUCAACUUUGCAACACCACUAGAAUUGUUCAAAGAAAAGAAAGUUGUCAAGAUAUGUGCUCCUAUGGUUAGAUACUCCAAGCUUGCAUUCAGGAAGCUAGUGAGACAGUAUGAAUGUGACCUUGCCUUUACACCAAUGAUCAUAUCUGAUUCAUUUAUCAAGUCACUAAAGGCCAGAGACAGCGACUUUACAACUUGUAAAGAAGACCGUCCUUUGAUUGUACAGUUUGCUGCCAAAAAUGCAAAAGAAUUUGCAGAUGCUGCUGAAAUUGUCGUACCUUAUUCUGAUGGUGUUGAUCUGAACUGUGGAUGUCCUCAAAGAUGGGCAAUGGCAGAAGGUUAUGGUGCCUGUCUAAUAAGGAAACCAGAGUUGGUGAAAGAUAUGGUUAAUCAAGUCAAGUCGAGGGUCAACAAUGAGAACUUUACUGUUUCCAUCAAGAUUAGAAUCCACAAUGACAUCAGGGAAACAGUUGAUAUGUGUCAGAAAGCUGAAAAAGCUGGUGUUUCCUGGGUGACAGUUCAUGGGAGGACAAAAGAACAACGAGGACAACCUGUGAACUUUGAAGCUAUCAGAACAAUUAAAGACAGUUUGCAAUGUCCAGUUAUAGCUAAUGGUGAUAUAAGAUCAAUAGAAGAUGUUGAAAGAAUUGCAGAAAUUACAGGAGUCAAUGGUGUGAUGGCAGCUAGAGGUAUUUUACAGAACCCAGCCAUGUAUUCAGGCUAUGAUAACACUCCAUUAGACUGUGUUCAGAAAUGGCUGGACAUAUCAACAUCUCUUGGUACACCUUACCACUGUUUUCACAAUCAUUUAAUCUAUAUGUUAGAGAGAGUACUACCAAGGGCAGAGAGAAGAAUUUUUAAUGCACUGGUUAGCUCUUCUGCUGUAGUGGAUUAUUUGAAAGAACAUCUUGGCAUCUGAUGUCCUAUCCAAUUAACAGCUGGGUUACAGGUUUUCAGGCCGACUGUAUAACUGGCUGAAGAAAUGUCCAACCACAAGAUUUCUCAAAUGGAUAGAGCAUUUCAUAGAUGAAACAGAACUGAGAGAAUGAUAUCUGAAUAUAAGAUUUACUUUUCAAUGCUAGCUUUGUAGCAGACAGCCAUGUGAACCAUAAAUGGAAUGUGGUUAUUUCAUCAACAAUGUUAGAAAAUUAGACCUCAUUGUAUGAAAAUAAAAGCAUUCAAUAUAGUUAAAA
Molecule: messenger RNA, 1332 nt
Organism: Mytilus californianus (California mussel)
Lineage: Eukaryota; Metazoa; Mollusca; Bivalvia; Mytilida; Mytilidae
Product: tRNA-dihydrouridine(20a/20b) synthase [NAD(P)+]-like
Exons: 8
Coding region: 123-1058 (311 amino acids)
Biological process (GO): tRNA processing
Molecular function (GO): flavin adenine dinucleotide binding; tRNA dihydrouridine synthase activity
Source: RefSeq, a predicted model, not a curated record